Messenger RNA from Danio aesculapii, 1918 nucleotides. Its product is annotated as FILIA-N KH-like domain-containing protein. NCBI's taxonomy places the organism in Eukaryota, Metazoa, Chordata, Actinopteri, Cypriniformes, Danionidae. The record is from RefSeq and is a predicted model, not a curated record. The transcript is spliced from 6 exons. Bases 125 to 1381 code for a protein of 418 amino acids.
CUCUCUCUCUCUCUCUCUAACGGGACGAGCUCUAGCCUAAUCCGCUUCCUACAGGCGUCCAGAUAACCAAGAUAAUACACACUUGCAUUUAACACCUCCAAAACAACAACAGCAGCAGGCAACCAUGACCAUAGACGCGCCCGUUAUUCUGUCCGCGCUUUUCUUCACUAUUAUCGCCAUAAUAAUCGCAACGACGCUCCUGGCGAGGAAACCUGCGCCGAAGAAAGAGCCGAAGGAGAAGAGAGCCGAGCGGCUGACAGAGCUCCACCAGCCCGAAGAGGAGCAGCAUGUCCCGGCGGCAGCUCUGAGGAGGGAAGACCCCUGUCAUGCGGAACUCAUCUCACCUGUACAGACCGAGGAGCCGGUUUCUGCAGUCGCCCCUGUGAUUGAGGAUGUGGGAGCUUUGGAGGAUCAGCCUGAGAUCAUCGCAGUGCAACACACACCUGUGCAGGCAGCACCAGAGCCAGAGCCCAAGCCUGAGCCUGUACCUGAAGCAGUUGUAGAAUCUGCACCUGUAGAAGAGCGAAAAUCUGUGUCAGAACCCGUGACAGAGCCAGUACCCAUCAAGGAGCCUGUCCCAGCACCAGAAAUUGUGAAAGAGACUGUCCCUGCACCAGAACCUGUAAAGGAGCCUGUCCCAGCACCAAAAACUGUGAAAGAGACUGUCCAUGCAACAGAACCUGUAAAGGAGCCUGUCCCUGCACCAGAACCUGUAAAGGAGCCAGUCCAAGCACCAGAACCUGUAAAGGAGCCAGUCCAAGCACCAGAACUUGUAAAGGAGCCUGUCCCAGCACCAGAACCCAUAAAGAAGCCUGUCCCAGCACAAAAACCUGUAAAGGAGCCUGUCCCAGCACCGGAACCUGUAAAAGAACCUGUCCCAGCACCAGAACCUGUGCCUGACCCAGUAAAGGAGUCUGUCCCAGUACCAGAUCUUGUGCCUGAACCAGUGAAGGAGUCUAUCCCCGAACCUGUGCCUGAACCAGUAAAGGAGUCUGUUCCAGCAUCAGAACCAGUGAAAGAGUCUGUCCAGGAACCAGUGCCUGAACCAGUCCAAGAUGUGCCCAUCCCUGAACCCGUCUUUGUGCCAACCCCUGAACCAGCACCUGUGCCCGCCCCAGUAACUGAACCAGAGGCUGUGUCCACCCCAGAGCCACUGUCUGUACCUGCCACUGAAGUAAAAUCUGUACCCCUCCCGGAGUCUCCAGCAACCCAAUCUCUUCCAGAGGUCUUGGAGAAUAAUGACGUAGCCUCCGCUGUGGCAUCAGAUGAAGCCGAGAUGCUCGACACUAAGAAAAGCAGCAAGUUUGAGAAGAGAUUGACCAAAGAGGAGGUGGAGGAGGAGCAGAGGAUAGAGUUGACAAAUGACUUUACCGCUCUUUAAACCGCAGCAGGCAGUAAAGCCUCUGUCACACACUGAGAUGCUGAAUAAAGCAGAAGUGUGUCAUAUCAGCCUCGAGGAUCACUGGACUCUGGAAUAUUUGCCAUUGUACUCUUUCUUUUCCGUUUUCUGUGCAUUUCUGCCUGUGAAUAGCAAGCUUCCUUAAGCGAAACACCAAAGAUUAACAUCAGAUUGUCAGGAUUUGUUUUUAAUAGAUACAGAUGUACAAAAGAUAGUUCUAAAUAUGGCUUUGAGUGUAUGUAAUGUCUAUUAAAAAGCAGUAAUGAAGGGUUUGACUUAACACAACACUCUGACUGUGAUGUUGUAGUUUAAACUGAAGGAUUAUUAUUUUCUUCUGCUUCUGGUUGAAUGUGUGUGUUCUUGAUGAGCUCCAUCAUGCCCCCUAAUGGACAAAACUGUGACCGUCAGCAGCUGAUGGACAUAAAUCACACCAGCGCAUGAAGAAAUGUGGAAAACAUGCUGAGGUUUUCAUGUUGUUGGAUGUGUUUUGAGAAUAAACGAAGGUGAAUCUUAUAAAAA